Messenger RNA from Coniosporium apollinis CBS 100218, 1314 nucleotides. RefSeq lists its product as uncharacterized. Lineage: Eukaryota; Fungi; Ascomycota; Dothideomycetes. The record is from RefSeq and is a predicted model, not a curated record. The transcript has a single exon. The coding region runs from base 1 to 1314 and encodes 437 amino acids.
AUGGUACCCGCGCCUCCCCAAACCCUCCGGCGUGCCAAAGCCGCGUUCAAGAAAGGCCAUUCCACUAUCUCCGAGGCUGAAGCGAAGCGUAUCGAGCGCCUCGAGGUACUAGAACGUCGUGCAUGCCGCGUUAAGCUGUCUGAGCAGCGCAGGAAGGAGGCGGAGCGGAAGCGGGCGGAAAAGGAAGAGAGGGAGAGGCGGGCGAGGAGACAGUUGGGCGUGGGGCUCGCGACGCAGUUGGCGGGGUACAGUCACACGCAGGCGAAGAUGAAGGGGGUUAUGGAGGCUUUUGUGUGCAAGGGGAAGAGGAAGAGAGAGCCUGAGGGCGUGGGAGAGUUGGAGGGGGCUGUGGCCAAGAAGGUGAAGGAGGAGAUCAAGGCGGAGCCGUGGGACGACGAAGAGAUGGACGAUUUGCUACUAAGAUCGGAUGGUCCUGAAGCGCUGGAGAGUCUGAACGACUCUGUUGAGGCGGAUACGUCGCCCUCAACUUCCCCGGAUCCUUGGGAAGAGGACGGUAUUGAUGACGCUACCCUUCUGGACGCGUCGGAGGAGGGCACACCGCAUGCCGACAGCAGUAGAUCCUCACCCGCUAUAUCUCAAGCCGCCGAGUACGUGACAAAGGUGCGCGACUUUGCGUACCAAGCCAGUCAUCCAGUUCAUACACAUACUCCAUCAGCCAGGAACGCCCAUUGCACAAUGCAACAGUACUCUGACCCCACCGACCUCGACUACUGGGACGAUGUACUAGACAGCAACACACAGAUCGACCGCGACAUCACGAGAGAUCAGGAGACCCCGCCAAACUCUACGCUGGCGGAUCACGCGAGCCUGAUCAGCACGCAGGACUUAGACCUCUUUAUGGACGACCUGGAAGAUUUAAGCCUACCUGAACCUGUACAUCAACACAGCAGAACGGACCCUCUAUCACACAAUCAUCACCACUCCAAAGGUCACUAUCCCUCGCCGGUUCGCCAUCGUCCAUCGGUAGCUCUCGAAUCAGCGAACAACAUCAACCAAAAAAAGGCUGACACGGACCGGAAGCUGAUGCCGCCUCCACUCUUCAAAAAGCAACAGCAUACAAUGAGCGACCAGAGUAUGGUCAGGGCCCAAGUGGAUGGCUGUCCAGAUCUCUACGUGUCGACUCAGGUACUUCAAGACAUCGUAUUUGACGACUUCGAGUUGUCUCCAGAGAUCACACGCAUCGUAGACGUAGACAAGAUUAACGUUCAUAACAACGUCCGAGUGGGCAAUGACGACGGUUACGGCAUAGAUUAUGAUUCAGACGCAUAUGAACAUGACUGCCCUUGGGAUUGA